Molecule: messenger RNA, 2491 nt
Organism: Colletotrichum destructivum
Lineage: Eukaryota; Fungi; Ascomycota; Sordariomycetes; Glomerellales; Glomerellaceae
Product: Putative peptidase S10, serine carboxypeptidase, alpha/Beta hydrolase
Exons: 3
Coding region: 101-1723 (540 amino acids)
Biological process (GO): proteolysis
Cellular component (GO): fungal-type vacuole
Molecular function (GO): serine-type carboxypeptidase activity
Source: RefSeq, a predicted model, not a curated record
GCAUCAUAUGCCUGUCUUUCCCUCCUCUACCGACCCGAACGAACUGGAUGAUUGGUAAACGGAGACCAAGAUCAACAGUCAGCGGAGAAUCACGUCCAAGAUGCUUCUCGACAAGCCUCGCAUGUUGGCCGCCGCCGCCACCGUCACCGCCAGUCUGUUGUUGUUACCUGCCACCGCCGCCGCGGCUUCAGGGUACAGGACUGUGAACUCGACCUUUGGGGAUUACGCCAUUCGAUACAAGUCCUGGGCGGCCGACGAUACGAAGCUCUGCAACGGCGGUUCGGCUCACCAUGCGGGCUGGGCCGACAUGGACGACCGCCACCUCUUCUUCUGGUACCAUGAAGCUCGGCAUGAUCCAGCCUCGGCCCCUCUCGUGAUAUGGCACCAAGGGGGCCCCGGAGGCAGCUCUCUCCACGGCAUGUUGUUCGAGAAUGGCCCGUGUCUGAUCGAUGGACCCAACGCCACCAGGUUCAACCCGAACUCCUGGACAGAGCAUUUCAACGUCGUGUACCUGGACCAGCCGGCCGGCGUGGGCUUCUCCUACGUCGACAACAGGACCGACGGGACGCCGCCGGCCAUGCCGUCCCGCACGCCGGCGUCGUCUCUAGACUCCGUCGCCUUCAUCCGGCUGCUGUACGAGGCCUUCCCCCGGCUCGCGUCCGUCGACCUUCACCUGUCCGGAGAGUCGUUUGCCGGACGCUACGUCCCCACGCUCGCCGCCAGCAUCCUCGAGUACAACUCCUUCUUCGACCACACGCCGGACGCCCGCGGCGCCGUCAUCCCCCUGCGGUCCAUCUUGGUCGGGAACCCGUGGAUCGACCCGGCCGUCCAGGCGCCCUCCAUGCACGAAGUCAGCUGCUUCGACGGCUGGCGGGGCGAGUAUCCCAGGCACCUCGAGGAGGACGACUGCAAGUCCCUCGGAGGAGCCCUGCCGCGGUGCGAGAAGCUGCUGCGCGCCUGCGAGCAGGGCAGCGCCGCGUCGCCCUUGUGCGCCAUGGCCGUCGACGCGUGCGGGGCCGACUACCUGGAGGUCUUCCAGAAGGCCACGCGCAGCGUCUACGACAGGCGGCGCAGGCACUGCCCGGGUCCGGGGAACUGCUACCCGGACGUCGCGGACCCCGUCCGGUAUCUCAACUCGCCGGCGGUCCUGGACGGCGAGUUCGAGAUCGCGCUGCGGACGCGGGGCGCCAAAACCAGGUGGGAGAUGGAGGACUGGCCCACGUUCCAGAGGUUCUCGGCAUCGGGCGACUACGUCGCGCCGACGACGGCCGCGCUCCGUGCGCUGCUGGAGUAUUCUCGCGAUAUUAGCAAGAAAGCCGGUGGCGGAUCCCGGAGGCCGCUCGAUGUGCUCUUGUACGUCGGGGUGACGGACAUCAUCUGCAACCCCGACGGCGUCCUCGAGGCGCUCCGGGGCAUCGAGUGGGAGGGCAAGGCGUCCUUCCGAGGCACGCCGUGGGCAGAACUGCCGUGGGAGACGUCGUCUGGUGGACGGGCCGGCCGGGUCAAGUCGGUUCCCGGCCUUUGGUUGGCAGAGGUCGAAGAGGCCGGCCACAUGGUCCCGUACGACCAGCCGGUGUCCUCACUGAAACUCGUCAAACACUGGCUCGAUCACCUCGACGGGCAGGACGUAAAGGGACGACGCCCUGUUUCCGAGGCCGCGGCCUUCUCACAGGAUCAGUCUGGCCAAUCUGUGUUGGAGGACGACAGGGGCGUUGAGCUGUGAGAACUCAAGGCGUGUGUGGUUCCUCCUGUUUGCAACUCUACCGAGGCUUCAAUGUCCAUCAUAUCUACUACCAUCACCAUCUUGUAUCAAUCAGUAUUCAACCAGUCUUUCAUGUACUUGAGUCGAUAGUUCCUCAUAUAACAUCCGUACAAGCAUUCGCACCCAUGUACACAACGUCCCGGAAAUGACCUCGUCCGCCAAAGUCGCCAAAGACGGCGAUCCUCCGCUGGCGCGAUGAACACGUCGCAUCCCUCCUGUGGUCCUCGUCGUAGCUGUCGAUCGCGAAACGGACCGACCGGCCGCGGUACCUCUCCCUGACGACCAUCUCCAUAAGCCGCUCCAUGUACAGCAUCUCGUUCCGCUCCACCGCCGGCAGGUCCCUGUCUUUCCCGAACCGGGGGAGCACGCCCUCAAGCACCGCCGUGGCGAUUGAGGCGCCUUCGGACACCAGAGCGGUCAUGUAGAGCAGCGUCAGGACGUUUGGCUCGCCGAACGCCGCCGCCGGCCACGCCGGCCCGGUCUUCAGCAGUAUGCCGAGCGCGACCCUCGCCAGGACGUCCGAGUCCAACACGGACGCGUGCUUGGGAUCCCGCCGGGCCUGGUAUCGGGACUGGAGAUGCAGACACGUCAUGCGGGAGAUCAGGUACAGCGAGUAGUCGAUGGCCGCGCUGCGGUCGGGGAUGUCGUAAGGGACGACGGCCCCAAAGCCACCCCCGGCGACCACGCCCUCGGCGCCCGUCCCGAGACACGGCACGGGGAGGUCGUUCC